AUGGGUAGGCCAAAAGCGUCUGAAGCUGAUCCGCUCCGUAAAUCUAAACGCGGUCGACCGAGCAAGCAUAGGCGUGAGGACUAUGUCAUCCACACUGGGUUUGACGGACAUGCUAAUGCACCAUGGCGUAAGACCGUGUCUAUAUUCAAGCAACCGGUGACAUUAGUACAUACUUCUGGUCGUGAUACAAAGAAGGCAACUGACCAACAACUCAAAAAUGGCCUCCUAAGCUCGAGACCUCAAGAGAAACCUGCUCCUGUGAUGUGGGCCAAGGCGUUGGAGAAUGUGCAGGCAUUGAUACCUACCGCGGUUGCUGAUAAGCCGAUUACCGUUCAACCGGAAGAUAUUGCAGCACAGGAGAGGCGUGUGCUUGAUGCAAGGAAAAGACUUCAGGAAGUGAUCAAGCAUUUUGGAUAA
Molecule: messenger RNA, 417 nt
Organism: Angiostrongylus costaricensis
Lineage: Eukaryota; Metazoa; Nematoda; Chromadorea; Rhabditida; Metastrongylidae
Source: the annotation of a GenBank genome assembly